Molecule: messenger RNA, 1040 nt
Organism: Malus domestica (apple)
Lineage: Eukaryota; Viridiplantae; Streptophyta; Magnoliopsida; Rosales; Rosaceae
Source: RefSeq, a predicted model, not a curated record
CCUUGCAUGAGUUUGGUUGCAUCAGGAACCCAUUACUCUGUUAUUUUAUUUUAUUUUCUCAAUAACAAAAAAAUAAAAAUAAAAAUCACGUCUUGAAGAAACAAAAUCAAAAUUGGGUCUACGAUUCUCAGCGAACCGAUCAGUUGUUGAUUUUCCAAUCGAUCCGAUAAGGUUGAAACCCUAAUUCUCUAUUCCCAGGAGAUGGGUUCUGCAGAAAAAAGCUCCCAGUGGCGGAGCGUGUUCGACGGCGUGAAGCUGAAGACCAUCAAAGCAAUGCCGGAAGCUCUAAUGGCGGAGAUCAACACAGCAAUCUGCAAUCUCGAGUACGCACGCGCCACCGCUCUUGUCGACUCUCCGUCUUCUUUGUCUUCGACGGCGAAAACCGAGAUCCCUGAUCAACCGGAAUACAAUGCACGAAUGGCGGACCAAGCCUACAAGGCAGGCUGCGCAGCCUUGGCAGCUGGGAAACUCGACGAGGCCCUUCUCUCUCUGAACACUUCUCUCUCUAUGUGCCCGCCUGAUCAGACCUCUGCGGUGACCAAGCUCCACUCUUUGAUCUCUCUCACAUCUCGGCAGCUCCAUAAGUCCACCAGCUGAGUUUAUCUUGUCCUUUAUAAUUAAUGCAAGCGAUGGUGGGGAAGGAGGAAUCGAACUCAGGAUCUCGAGUGCAGCGGACUUUAUUAUGACAUCAAAAUUUGGGAUGUUUGAUUCCAAGUUUCCAUGCUUUUUUCAUGCGGAUUUGGAGGUCGGCAACAAUAAUGUGGAGCUAUUUAAUGAUCAAUCAAUUGGGGAACAGGGGAGAUGUAGACAUUAGUGUCCGGAGCAGAUUUCACGAGGGUGAUUGGUGAUGGAGAUGAUGCUUUAAAGCUCUACAGAUAAAGAUAAGGUUUGAGUACGUGUAUGGUUGUAUAGGUAGAGGAUUUUCCUUUGUUCUUGCCUAAAGGUCUAAACUUGGUUGAUUGUUUGAUCAGUUGAGAUAUGAAUGAUGUAUUUAACCAUGGUUAAUCAUUAUUAGAGAAUAUCAUCUGUUCUUUUCUAAA